CUGUUGGAGCGGGCGGCGCGGCGGCGGCCAGAGAGAUCGCAGCGGCUGGAGCGGCGGCUGGAGCACCCGGACCCCUGCCUACACCCCGGCGCCCGACGCGCACACCUCCCCGCGCGCACCCCGGACCUUCGCGUGCCUCCGGCUUGAGGAGGGUGCAAAAAAUUACAAAGCUUCAUAAUCACCCUAAGACCACAUAGAGCAAACAUGAAUGAUAUUUCCCAAAAGGCUGAGAUUCUGCUUUCUUCAUCUAAACCUAUACCAAAAACCUAUGUGCCAAAACUUGGCAAGGGUGAUGUAAAGGAUAAGUUUGAAGCCAUGCAGAGAGCAAGGGAAGAAAGAAAUCAAAGGAGAUCUAGAGACGAAAAGCAAAGAAGAAAAGAACAAUAUAUUAGAGAGAGAGAAUGGAACAGGAGAAAGCAGGAGAUGAAAGAAAUGCUUGCUUCUGAUGAUGAAGAAGAGGUAUCUUCUAAAGUAGAAAAGGCUUACGUCCCAAAGCUAACAGGAACUGUUAAAGGUAAAUUUGCUGAAAUGGAGAAACAAAGACAAGAGGAGCAGAGGAAGAGGACGGAGGAGGAACGAAAACGCCGAAUUGAGCAGGAUCUUUUAGAGAAGAGGAAGAUACAGCGUGAAUUAGCAAGAAGGGCCGAGCAGAUUGAGGACAUAAACAAUACGGAAACUGAAUCAGCACCAGAGGAAGGAGAUGAGUCACUGCUUGUAACAGUGGUACCUGUCAAAUCACACAAAACAUCUGGAAAAAUAAAAAAGAAUUUUGAAGAUCUAGAAAAUGAACGAGAAGAGAAGGAAAGGGUCAAGUAUGAAGAAGAUAAAAGAAUAAAAUAUGAAGAACAACGCCGAUCUCUCAAGGAAGCAAAGUGUCUUUCGUUGGUCAUGGAUGAUGAACUAGAAAGUGAGGCAAAAAAAGAAUCACUUUCUUCUGGAAAAUUGAAACUGACUUUUGAAGAAUUGGAAAGACAAAGACAAGAAAACCGAAGGAAGCAAGCUGAGGAGGAAGCAAGAAAACGUUUAGAAGAAGAGAGGCGUGCUUUUGAAGAAGCAAGGCGGCAAAUGGUAAAUGAAGAGGAGGAAAACCAAGACACAGAAAACAUUUUUAAAGGGUACCGCCCUGGUAAACUCAAGCUCAGUUUUGAAGAAAUAGAAAGACAAAGGAGAGAAGAUGAAAAAAGGAAAGCAGAAGAAGAUGCCAGAAGAAGAAUAGAGGAAGAAAAGAAGGCAUUUGCUGAAGCAAGGAGAAGCAUGGUAGUAGAUGAUGACACCCCAGAGAUGUAUAAAACAAUCUCUCAAGAAUCUCUUAUACCGGGAAAACUGGAAAUUAAUUUUGAAGAAUUAUUAAAACAAAAAAUGGAAGAAGAAAGACGACGAACAGAGGAGGAGCGGAAACAUAAACUAGAGAUGGAAAAACAGGAAUUUGAACAACUGAGACAAGAAAUGGGAGAGGAAGAGGAAGAAAAUGAAACCUUUGAACUGAGCAGGGAAUAUGAAGAGUUAAUCAAAUUGAAAAGGAGUGGUUCUAUUCAAGCUAAAAAUUUAAAAAGCAAGUUUGAAAAAAUUGGACAACUGUCUGAAAAAGAAAUACAGAAAAAGAUAGAAGAAGAACGAGCAAGAAGAAGAGCGAUUGAUCUUGAAAUUAAAGAGAGAGAAGCAGAAAACUUUCAUGAGGAGGAAGAUGUUGACAUUAAGCCUGCAAAAAAAAGUGAGGCUCCAUUUACUCAUAAAGUGAAUAUGAAAGCUAGAUUUGAACGUAUGGCUAAAGCAAGAGAAGAAGAAGAACAAAGAAGAAUUGAAGAGCAAAAGUUACUACGUAUGCAGUUUGAACAAAAGGAAAUUGAUGCAGCACUACAAAAGAAAAGAGAAGAGGAGGAGGAAGAAGAGGGUAGCACCAUGCAUGGAUCUACCAUUGAAGAUGAAGAGCAAACCAGAUCAGGAGCUCCGUGGUUUAAGAAGCCUCUAAGAAACACAUCGGUUGUAGACAGUGAGCCAGUCAGAUUUACUGUUAAAGUAACAGGAGAACCCAAACCAGAAAUUACAUGGUGGUUUGAAGGAGAAAUAUUGCAGGAUGGAGAAGACUAUCAAUAUAUUGAAAGAGGAGAAACUUACUGCCUUUAUUUACCAGAAACUUUCCCAGAAGACGAAGGAGAGUAUAUGUGUAAAGCAGUGAACAGCAAGGGAUCUGCGGCUAGUACCUGUAUUCUUACCAUUGAAAGUAAGAAUUAAUCACUCUUUGAAUCUAGAACUUUCAUUCUAUUUAAAAAUUUUUUUCUGAGAAAAAAAAAUCAUUUUUCUUCUUCUCUUUUUUAGCUGACGACUACUAGGUCCCCUUCCCUCUCCCUGGAACACACCCUCUCUCUCCGACUUUCUUACUACAUCCAUCUUUUCUGUGGCGGGGCCAAAAAAGGAAACUGGAAGUACCACUGUGUUGACUUCUUAUUCCUUUCCCUAACAGUCUUCAAAAAACAAGCUCAUCUAAAAAAUACCUUUUUCCUUUCCAAAAGAGCACCAGAUUCAUCACCCCAUUAUGCAGUGUAAGUUAAUGUGUAAUUUAAUAGGGCAAAGGGGGGGAAUUUACUCAAUUAUUCUAUCAGAACCUAUUACAAACACUGUGUAUUUUUCAUGUUUACAGCAAUUAAGUUUUAAAGAAAUUAUAAACAGGACACAUUUUGCAUGAAAAGACUAUCAUUUAUGAACUAGUCACACCUAAAAUUAGUCUGAAAUAGAUGAGUAGUGAAUUUGGAACCUAUCAAUUUAAGUGGGCUUUCCCCUCAGUAGUGCAUCAUCUUGGCUAUUGUAGUUUCAAAGUCUUUCUGGAGCAGAGAUGAGGGGGGUAGGGUGGUCAUUUCUCCCUCUAUGCAGAGAGAACACAAAACAAAACAAAAAUUAAAAGACUUUUAAGAAAACAACUGCCAGAGCAAAUCUGAUGGAUACCACUGCCUAAUACGGAAUGUUGGGAAUAUCAAACAUGUAUUUUUCAAAUCUGUGUAAUAUAUAUUCAAGCUUAUAAAAAGUAAAUUUAUGUUGUGACUUUCCUGAGCAAAUUAUAUUUUAAUGAGAAAACUUUGUAUUAAUAGUUCAUGCAGGAGAAAACAUAAUCAAAGAUUUUCGGACUUAAGAGAAUUAAUUAGAUGUAGGGGAAAAUGGCACAAUCAUCAAUUUUUAGUUUUUAAAGUGAGUUUGUAAAUAAUUAGCUAUCAUGUUCUAUUAUCAAGUUGUUUUAUAUUUUAGUUUUCUGGAAAACAAUUUUAUUUUACAAUGUAAACCCAUAAUAAAGUCACUUCUGUAUUUAAGAAAA
This is a messenger RNA of Cervus elaphus (red deer), 3304 nucleotides long. It is a transcript of the gene NEXN, whose product is annotated as nexilin F-actin binding protein. NCBI's taxonomy places the organism in Eukaryota, Metazoa, Chordata, Mammalia, Artiodactyla, Cervidae. The transcript has 13 exons. The coding region runs from base 205 to 2232 and encodes 675 amino acids. Gene Ontology annotation, biological process: mitochondrial fusion. The record is from RefSeq and is a predicted model, not a curated record.